Paramuricea clavata is the source of this 1005-nucleotide messenger RNA. The record is from the annotation of a GenBank genome assembly. Lineage: Eukaryota; Metazoa; Cnidaria; Anthozoa; Malacalcyonacea; Plexauridae.
AUGAUAGGCAUCACAACGGCAACUGAACUAGCCCACGAUGCGAGCGAUCAAAAUAUGGUUUCUAUUCUCAAAGAGAUUUCUAACUAUCCUGAUGAUUAUCCUUUAAGGUUGUAUAUAUACACCUUAGAGCUGUCGCCUGAUACACCGCUAGGAUCCUCAUGUUGCCCUCGCGGUUUUUCUGGCAGUGCAAGACAUAAAGGCAGUGAUCCUGAGGAGUUCGAAGCAAAUACAAAAUUCCUUAAACUCGAUACUGGAAUGAAGAUUAUUUCGGAUGGUUCCCCUCAUUCUGGCACCAUGGCUAUUCGAGAACCAUUUCUGAAAAACAAUAUAACGGACGUCCUGGGAUUCCCUCCGGAGGUACCAAACUAUGGGCAAUUGCAUUUCGAAACUGAAACGCUUGACAAACUGGUUCAAGAAUAUCACAAACAAGGUAAAUAUUUGUCUAUUCGUCAAGAGAUAGCAAAUUAUCCUGGAGUUACCGUAUUUACUCGAUUGAGCGCCGCCCCCGAUUGGGCGCAGCCCCCGAAUGAGCGCCGCAUUUGAGAUCAAAUUUUCUUAAAGAGCGCCGCCCCCAAAUGAGCGCCGCACUAAACAGUGUAAAAACUUUCCGCCGUCAAAGUGGGGACUAUGUAGUGGCAAAGACAUUUAAAACUUGUUUAUUUUAUUUUAGAUUUUUUUAAAGAGCGCCGCCCCCGAUUUGAGCGCCGCUCCCGAAUGACCGCCGCAUCUGAAGCUCUGAUAAUUUAAAGAGCGCCGCGGCGCUCAAACGAUUAAAUACGGUAAUUGCCUCAUCUAUAUAUAGGAGAAAGGACAUAUCCAAAGUCUUUGCAGACAUGCGAUAUAAUAAAUAAGGAAGAUAUGCUUUUGCAGGGUACAAUAUCACGUCAUAUGAAAAUUUCUGGCAAUUGGUGUGAACGAUUAGAUACUAUAUUCUUGGCACUCACAUUCUCUUACAUUCUUGCAUCUACCAGCAUGAAUAUGUGUAUAUUAAAUGGAAACGGCUAG